Zalophus californianus (California sea lion) is the source of this 3441-nucleotide messenger RNA. RefSeq names its product MyoD family inhibitor domain containing (gene MDFIC). The record is from RefSeq and is a predicted model, not a curated record. The coding region runs from base 397 to 957 and encodes 186 amino acids. NCBI's taxonomy places the organism in Eukaryota, Metazoa, Chordata, Mammalia, Carnivora, Otariidae. The transcript has 5 exons.
AGGCAGAGGGGGCACAGUCCCCCUCGGAGGGGAACAGGCCGGACUGAGCUGGCUGGAAAGAGGGGGCGGAGAGCGCGGAAUGAGAGGAGCGGCCCCUGGCGCAGUUGCCGCCACUGCAGUGUCUGGGCUGAGCCCGAGGGAGGCGGGGAGGGACGCGCAGGGGCGGCCGCCACUGCUGGCGGGCCACUGGGGCGAGAUGCGGCUGCUGCCGGAGCUUCGCUAACUUUCCAGGCGGAAGAGGAGGAGGAGGAGGAAGAAGGGGCUUUGAGAGAGUUGGGGGGGGGGGAUGCCGAGAAGCAGUUCGUUCUCUGCACCCAACACCUAAGAGCCCUUCGUGGUUCUCCCCGGGGGCGGAGAGCUAGGCGGCAGCGCGGCGCUGGCUCCGUGGAGCGGCCCAUGUCCGGCGCGGGUGAAGCCCUCUCUCCCGGGCCCCAGCGCGGGGCCGAGGCGGGCGGCGGCCGGCUGGGCGCCCCAGCCCAGGAAAAAUGUGAUAAAGAAAAUACUGAGAGAAAUAUAGCUCAAGCUACCGAUAGCUGCUUCACACAUGGAGAGAUGCAAGACCAGUCCAUUUGGGGAAACUGUUCAGAUGACGAACUCAUCCGAACUCAACCCCAGCGCUUGCCUCAGCUUCCAACGUGCUCACAGGAACCAAGUGAGGAAGAAACCAGCAAGAUAAAGAAUGGCCACACAAGCCUGAGCAAUGGAAAUGGAAUUCACCACGGGGCCAAACAUGUAUCUGCAGAUAAUCGAAGACUUUCAGCACCUGUUUCUCACAAAAUGCAUAGAAAAAUUCAGUCCAGCUUGUCUGUAAACAGCGAUAUCAGUAAGAAGAGUAAAGUAAAUGCUGUCUUUUCCCAAAAGACAGGCUCUUCACCUGAAGAAUUCUCAGCCAUGGUCACAGUACUUGAAAAGAUGCUUCCUGUCUACAACCUUAGCGCAAAGGAUCUCAAACAGUGACGAUGCUGCACAAAAUCACCUAUGAAACAAACAGAGGUGUGAGAGAACAACCCCAAGCCUACAGAAUCAGAACUUCUGGAAGUUCUGAAAUUUGUGCUUAGAAAACAUCCAUGCACACAGCUGAAAAUUACUGUAUUAGAUUUGGGGACAUUUCCAUUGUGUUUUGCUACUAGAAUUAGGGAUAAGGGUAAAUAUUUCUGUUAAGCUUCCAAGUAAUAUAGUGAUAUUAUCUCCAUUUUGUAGUUAAUAAAACUUUCACAUUACUUAAGACAUACCAAAACUAAGGAUUUUAAGACUAAAAUACUACUUUCAGAAAGAGAAUGAGUUUAUUGGCAAAUAUUGACCCACAAUUUUGUAUAUAUUACAUAAUCAUUAAAUUUUGGUGAAAUUUUGAUUCAUCAUGAUGAAUGAUGAAAAUCAUGUAUUUGUGAUCAAGCAGUCCAUAAAUAAAAAUCAUCUAAAACAUUGAUAUCACCCUCCACUCAAAACCCAAUUAAUAGGUCUAAGUGUGGCUGAUAAAUCAUCUAUAGACUCCUGCCUAGCUAUAAGUGAUGCAUACCUUUUGUCAAUAUAAAAGUUUCUAGGUAUGCAUAAACUACUGGAAAAUAGAUUUAAAUAUACUAGAUCCAAUGAAAUGCUAGGAAGAAUUUUCUUAAUAACAUAAUAAAUAGUUGGCUUGUUAAUUUUUUAAAAGGCUCUAAGGAAGUAAUUCUCCUAAAAGUUCUUUAGAACAUUCCCGGGGUCGAUUAUAAUCAGGUAACAAUGAGUGCAUUUCAAACAAAUGGCAUUGUUCAUGCAUGAUUGCCAAGUUAUAGCAAAUUUUGAAGAGCCUUCUCUUUCAUGUUUUGCAACUUUGGUUGCCAUAACAACGUAACAUUGGUCCUUUACUCCUCAAGAGAAAAAACUGAUUUUUCUUUUCAUUGAAGAAACUUAGAGCAUGAUAGAUGAAAUGGUACAUUUAGUAAUACCAAAUUGGGUGCAAUGUAGAGAGAUAGUUGGGGGGAAAACAGAGUCUCAUUCAUCAUGUUAAUCCCUAUUCCCCUUUUUCAGGUACUUCAACAUGUUUUGUCAAUAUUGCAUCAUAUUUAGAAGUUGCAAGAUUAUUUUGCUUACUAGGAGCUCUAUAUUUUUAACAUUAUGAUCUUAAAUCCAAGUAACUGUCAUGUUAAAUUAUACUUAGGAAAGAUGUGAAUGUGGAAAUUGAACUAGAAAAGUGAAUUAAGGACUAAAGGAAUAUUGAAAUAGAUACUAUGAUCCAUACCCAGGUCCCUUUUUGGGAAGUUCUCUCUCAGUCCCUCUUGAAAAGGUGAAACCUAGCAACCAGGUUGGCAUCGUAGAAUCUUGACCCAUGGGACUAGAUUUGAAUACUCCCACCAUCUGUAUUCAAAUUCUCAUUAAUAUAAUCAGUUUCCUUGAUGCCUGUACUACAAAGAGAACUUGUCAUGUAUGUUUUUAUGGGAUGAUGACUACUGCUGAUUGGUGAACUAGAGUAGGUACAGUGACCUCUCUGGGUAUUCCCAUCCCAGACCGGUAUACCAUUGAGAGCUCCCUGGAAGCUAGCAAGGCUCUCAAAUCACUACCCAGUGACUCAAAGAAAACAACACUACCACCACCACACACACAGUUAUUUUUGACUCUUCCAUUUUCCCACUUCUGACAUGUAAUCCAUCAACAAGUCUUGCAAAACGUAUCUCAAAUUGCUUUAUUUCCUCUGUUCAUGCCACCAGCAUCCUUGUCCAAGCCACACCAUCUCCCUAACUUCUGAUCUGACCUUCCUGCAUUCAUGCUGGUUCCUCUCCAAUCUAUUAUCCACACAACCAACAGAAUCAUUCUCUUAGAUGAGAUCAUGUCAUUCCUUGGCUUUAAGCUUUUUGAUGAUUUCACAUUACUUUUAAAAUAAAAUACAAAACCUCCGAGGUUAACAUCAUUGAGAGAGAAGGCAAGGACACACCCUAUUCUUCCAGUACCCAGAGAGAUAUGCCAAGCCGAGGAGCAAUGCUGAGUAGGUAGUUCCAGUCUGUCUUACAGUGGAGAAAUCCUCUUCCCUCAGUUCUCUCCUUUUCAGUAAGUCAAGCAUUAGAGCAAACUUACUCAUGAAAGACAUCAACCUGCCUGGAUGCCAGAGAGUCUGGAUUUGAGGGGUCAAUUUUUACGGGAAUUAAAAUUGUCCAUGGACUUCCACUGACAGCAUAUGGAGACCCUGGGGCCCAGGUGGAGAAAGACACUUGAUUUCUCCUCAAACUGAGCUCAGAGGCAGACCCUCCUCCAUUGGGAAAGGGCUGGGGGUGGGGAUAGGGCUGGUCCCAGCUAUCUUGUCCAAAUCUAGGCAAUUCAGAUUAAACAUUCAGGCCAUUUCCAGAGGGUCCUGCUCUCUGUAUAUCAUCCAAAUACUCUCUUUGUUUUAUAAUUUCAUUUUCUUUAGAGCAUGUACCUAAAUCAAUUGUAUCUUGUUUAUUUCAAAAACAAUUAAAAAGCACAUAUGCU